AUGCCCACCUCGACCCAAGCCCUUCUCCUCAAAGGUCUCAACGAGCCGUUCGUGCUCAGCGACGUCUCGGUCGAUGACCCCCGGGCGGGCGAAGUCCUCGUCCAACUCGUCGCCUCGGGGAUCUGUCAGUCCGAUCUCUCCGUCCAGAACGGCGUGCUUCCAGGUCAAUUUCCUUCCUGCCUUGGGCAUGAGGGCGCAGGCAUGUACGUGUCGUGCGACUAGACUGAUCGCUACUGCUCAACGUCGUUUCCCCGCACCGGAUCAUGGAGAAGCUCGCCGAAGUCCGAAGCGAUUUUUCUCACGCUGAUUUUUGAGCCUCCAUUCCUGUUCUGUACCACAGCGUCAAAGCAAUAGGCGAAGGAGUGACCCAUCUCCAAAAAGGGGAUUCCGUUCUACUUAGCUUCAACUUUUGUUCGCAAUGUCGCUCGUGCCACGCGCAAAAAGGCUCGCAGUGCAGAAUGUGGCCGUUGCUCAAUUUCGGUUUGCGGCGAGCCUCCGAAGGGCAGCAACAUUUCGCCGAGGAGAUCAAGACGGGGGAGAAGGUCAAGGGCUUCUUCUUUGGGCAAUCUUCGUUUUCGGGAUAUGCUUUGGCAGCUGCGAAUAGUGUGAGCUUUGAUGACUUUCGCUCGUUGCGGCGAGAUAGCUGAUCGCGCUUGUCGUUCGAUCGAACAAAGUGCAUCAAGGUGGACGCCGACGCCGAUGAGCUGGCAUUACUCGCCCCUUUGGGCUGUGGUAUCCAAACGGGGUAAGCGGGAAGUCGAACGUUUUCAGAGUUCAUCACUGACCUUCCUCUUCUGCAGGGCGGGAGCCGUCUUGAAGGUGCUCAAACCCGAGCCGACCUCCUCGAUCGGUGUCUGGGGUCUAGGCGGAGUCGGCAUAUCCGCCAUCUGCGCCUCUUCCUCCCUCAAAGUGAAAACCAUCAUCGCCAUCGACAUCAUCCCGACCCGUCUGUCUCUCGCUCUCGAAUGCGGUGCCACGCACGCCAUCAACGCCAGUACCGAGGAUGUCGAAGCUCGUAUCAAGGAGAUCACCAAGGGUGAGAUGCUCGAUUAUGCGGUCGAGGCUUCGGGCGUCAAGGCUUGCAUGUACGCUGCUUGGUCCUUUUUGGCGCAUGGAGGGAAGUUGUGUCAGCUUGGGGUGUUCCCCAAGGGCACGGAGGUGUCGCUGGAUGUAGGUCUUCCCUGGGCGUGUUGAGUGAGGAUGCUAGCGCGCGGGACGCUGACAAUUCUUCUCAUCGUUCCUCUGCACGACACCCAGAUCAACGCCACUCAAUUCAGGCACCUCACCUUCAUCGGCAACGGUAAGUCAAGUCCCAACUCGCUCUAUCUCUACAAAGGAACGCAACGCUAACCCCUCUGCCCACCUCCGACAGUCGAAGGCGGGUCGCACCCUCCGGUCUUCAUCCCUCAACUGAUCGAGCUGCGCAAAGCGGGGUACUUGCCCUUGGAAAAGUUCAGCAAACAAUUCGCCCUCGCUGAUUACGAGGAGGCGUUUAAAGCGAUGAAGGAUGGUUCGGUGAGUGGUGAUUAAUCGGACAUGGGACAUGGGACACGAGUGCAGGUAUCUGAUCGCUCGCGACGUGAUUGCCUCUCGUGCAGGUGAUCAAGCCGAUUCUUCGUUUCUGA
Messenger RNA from Microbotryum saponariae, 1625 nucleotides. Lineage: Eukaryota; Fungi; Basidiomycota; Microbotryomycetes; Microbotryales; Microbotryaceae. The record is from the annotation of a GenBank genome assembly.